CGGUAAAAAAAUAAGUAGUAGCACGAAUCCUUUUGUGGCGUUAAAUAACACAUCUGAAGCAGGUUUGCGGGUGGGAAAGAAAAGACAGGAUUUUGAAUGUUGGGACUGCUCACUCCUCGUAACUCUCUCGGGAGCGCCCUGUCUUAUAACAACUACAAAUUCUUCUUUCAUCAUUGCCCCCGUUUGUCAGGACAUUUUUGUCUGGUGUGCCUGCCUUACCACUUGGGACCUGCAACACUUUAGCUGGUGCUGGGUUGUUAUUUUUUUGCGCAAGCUGGGCUUGUAGACACAUUUAUAGCUUAUGCACACAUUUCUUUUGGUGCGUUUUUUUCAUGUAAUGAAGUUGAAUUUAAGUGACAGUGAAGUUAUAUUGCUUAACAAAUCCCUCUGAGUGUGAUUUGUAUUAUGCACAUCAGUUUGACAUGAAAUGGUUUCAAUGAAAGUGUCCUUUAUUAGUUUGUGAUGUUCAACAUGACUGCAGUGCAGCUGAAGUACGAGUUGAUGUCAAAAAGUAUAAGUAAAGUAAGUAAGUAAGUAAAUAGUAACACCAGACUGACCUAAAACGAACUCGCAGUGACAUCAUAUGACAUCACAGAACAACAUUCUAUAGAACCUUCACAUCAUAACCAUUAAAGUUCUAGACUCUGGUAAAGUUCCGUCAAGUUGUUUAUUUUCUCCGGAUCACUUCACCGUGAACGCACUGAAAAAGCCUUCUACGAAAGAAAAACUCAAAACGUUGCUAGCUACCUGACGCUAUAAGCAUCUCACAAAAUCUGCAAAAGAGAUGGAUCUCCAAGCAGUUUUUGAUCAAACUACGAAGGAGAUGACAUGGGAAGAGGUGGUCGCCACUAUUCAGUCGAUGGCUGAGGACAUGUCAGAAGACACAACCAUCUACCCUCCACCUGUGUUUCCAUGUUCUUCUCCUUUUGUUGCUGGGCAAGACGUCCCAGAGGCCUCCCAGCCUCAUUUGCUGAAUCCUUUGAGCGGCGAAAACGCUCGCUCUGUCCCUCUUGGAGCAGCUCCAUGCAGCUCAGAGGACCCCCUUCACCUGGAGACUGCUCCAGGACUGAAUGCUGAGCAGUCUUCCCUCAUUACCGACCGAGGACCGCUUGGUCCCAUACAAGCUGGUGUGACCCCUGCAGACUAUGCUGCACCUUCAGUGGUGCCAAAUACCACGUCUGAGCAGACAGAAUUUGAAGCUGAACUGAGAGAGUUGAUGACCACUCUCCCGUCUCUGGCUGAUCUAGCAUCCUGGUAUUCUCCACCACCAUCUCCACCCCGUUCUCCGGACUCUGAACCUUCAUCUGGUCCCCUUCUUGUCCUUGGGAAGCCAAACAGUAGCCAACUUCAGCCAAUGGAAAUAGAGAGCUCCGACUGCCGUCCUCAGCCGGUGGCUUUUCCUGGAGUGAAUGUUGUGCACUGUGCUUCCAUCAAGUACCAAGGACAAGUGACACAGUCUGAUUUUCCAUCUUCAGACUCUGGUGCACCCCCCGUGGUGUCACUAAAAAGAAAGAGGAGUGACCAGGAUGAAGGUGUUCCCUACGUGAAGAAGCCGCUAAAUGCCUUCAUGCUCUAUCGCAAGGAGCAGAGGCCUCACGUAGCGGCUCAACUGAACAUCAGCAACAGUGGGGAACUGAACAGAGUCCUGGGACAAAAGUGGAAAUCUCUAUUGCCGGAGGAGAAGACCAAAUACUACGAGGAAGCUGAGAGGGAGAAGCUGAUCCACAUCUUAGAGUACCCCACCUGGUCAUGCAAGGACAAUUACGGCAAAAAGAGAAAGAGACACAGGAGGAAGGUUCGACCCGGUGAUGAAGCCGCACAAACAUCUAAAGAGCAGCGAGUGGAGCCGGUUCAGACGGAUCUGGACCACGGGGAGUACCACCAGUGGAAUAACCAGACCCAGACACCGGCAACAGACUACACCUACCUCUACCCUUGUCCUACUCUCACUACUAUUGAUCUGUCUGCUUUUCAUCAGACCUGACUGCAGAUUCCUGUCUUGUAUAAUAAAUGUAUAAACUGUGUGACAUGGGUGAAUUGUUUCUCUUUUCAUAGUUAUUUAUUGCAGAUUUUGCAUGAUGUGUUUAUGCAGUUCUUUCAGUGUUGUUAGUGUUGUGAUGAGUUACUGCAUGAAACUGACCUUACGAUUUUAAUGAUAUGAAACAUGGCUGAUGGAACCAUGGGUAUGUGAACCAAAGUUCACAGUAAAUCAUUUCAAAGAUUUUUUAUUUUUUUUUCACCAAAUCAAUAAAGAUCAAAGUUUUUUCAGAUCUGUUUUUCUGAGCAAAAUGUGCAAUUUCAUUGUUCCUAAAAACGCAAUUCAGAACUCACUCACCCAACACUCAGCUUAGCAGAGGUAUCAUAAAUACAUUUUCUCCGUUAAGUUUUCAUGGUGGCACAUUGAAAGUAGCUACAACCUUUCACAUAGACCAAUGCGAUUCAGUACAAAGUCAGGAAAUAAUCCAAUCCUUUCAUGAAGUGUCUACCUCAGUUUUUUUCUUUUACCAGUUAAAAAGUGCUGCAGUUUUGUGUAACAAUUUUUUCCAUGACCUGGAAGGGAAAUAGAUCACAGAGUACAGAAGCAUUGUCUUUCUGUGAACCUAUGGUGUCUAAUUUAUAAAUGUACCUAUAAAUAUAGUCAUGCAAGUUGUGCUGCACAAUUCCAAUCUAUACGUUUAAGGAUUUUUCAAGCUAAGCAAGACACUGACAGCAUCUAAGGAGCCAUGUUUUUUUUUUCUUUUACCAGCCUUCGCAUGAGAGCCUCUAUAUCCUCAUUACUCAGCCAAAGUAAAAUAAGUAAAGGUUCUUAAUCAGGGAUGAAGUAGUUUCAGACCUCUUACUGACAAGAUUAAAGGUGAAAAUACCAGGGGACAAUUGGCAUUAGACUGGAGUGAGGGGGCUGAGCGGCUUUAUGUGAGGCUCCUUUUCUCUAAUCUCCUGCUUCCACCAAUCUGACUGAGUUCCACGUAGGUGGGGAGCCCCUGCUGGUACACUUCACAUUCUCUCAGCACAGAAUAAGCCAUUCAUCUCCUAAUUACAAGAUCUAAUUAAGCUGAAAACUGGACAGCCAUUGUUAGCAUCCAGCAAGUUCUAUGAAACUGAGAAUACAGGUGUGAAAAAAAACGUACAUCCGUAGUGUUAAUUGUUUGUGUAGCAUCUGCACUGUCCCUACUGUUUCGAAUGAUCCAAGUUUGCAAUAUGGGGACAUGUUUAGUUGUCACAGCACAUCAGCGUGCUGUAUAAUUGAAUUUAAUCAUCAAGCUGCACUUCGGUUAAAACUUUAAAAAAAAUCAACUUUUUAAAAAGUAAUGAAUAUGCUCUAAUUAUCAGAGCCAUCGCCGCCAGAAAGUCUGAUAAACUUCCCAAGGAUUAUCACUCGAGGUUAAUCUCUCAAGGAGAUCUUACGCCCGCUAAUUUGCUUCAAUGUACUGUAUUUGCAAAGCGUGAGGAUGAACCACUAGACGGGCCUUGGCUCAGUGGCUGAAGACUCAUAAGAGCCUUACAGCAUAUCACUAAAAAUACAUUCCCCGCGGUAGCCAUGAAAGAAAAAGCACUUCGUGUCGGAAUCUCUCUAACAAGGUUUUUUUUUUUUUUUUUGAGGAGACAACUGCUCACAUUGGUGGAAAACAAGCACCAACCGGAUCUCUCCGGCUGCCAUCGCGGACGGCGUGCGCCUCCAUUUUAUUAGCGCUGCACAGAGAGGGAUGCAGAGUGAUGGAGUCCCAUUGCGAUGACUGGGGACUGAGAUGUUUCCAUCAUGAUGCCCUCUGACAACAUAAUUAUGCAUUGUAUCACACUUCGCACGGCUCGCCAAGCCACAUCAGCCACAGCUCCAAGUCCAGCAUCCCAGCAGCAGCAGCAGCGGCGGUGGAGCGGAGGGAUGGAGGGGUGGAGGGGUGGAGGGGUGGAGGAGGGGGGUCUGAAUCUUGGAGCCUGAAGCAAAGCAAACGCAGAGGCAGUAGAUUGGAGACCAGGCGCAGAGGGGGCUGAAUAGGGAUGUCAAGGGAGCGCCAGUGGUCUUUCACUUUGCAUCAGCGUCAGAUUAAGGGCGCUGGAAAGAGGAGCGGGAGCUCGGGAACCGAGGGGCAAGGGUGGCAAAGGGGUGUGUGGAGCGAGAGAGGAGAGUGUUAAUCCUGGAGCCAGAGCUGCAACUCCACGUAACUGGGAGGUCACCUCAGAGACUCGAAAACACGAGGAAAGAGAAAUCCGCCUCCACAAGAGAUCUCACUGCAGUGGCACGGGUACAAUUCUAGCUAGAUGCGCGCUGCUGCAUGCUGUCCCAGUACUUCCUGUUCCUCUCAGCUAAUUAUGCCUUUACUGGAUGUAAGAUUAAAAAAGAUAUAUAUAUGUCACUGUAAGUAGCAACACAUAACUGUGAAUAUAUGUGUUCAGAUGUUUUAGACGGAGUAUCAAUGCACUGUGCUACUGUACAUUUCUGCAAGAGGUGCAUCACAAAAGUAAAACAAGCAAACCAGGCUUCCGUUAACCCCUCCAUUUAAACCGGCUUCCUGGUUUUGUUAACACCGGGUGACGCGAGUUUCAAUGCAAACACGUGUUGUCACCCGGCAUUCGCUGAAUCGGCCCCUGCCAUUGUCUUUCUUGGACGGUGCUGUCUCCGAUUAAAACAACACGGCUGGUAACAUUAACGUAUGCGGCACACGGACGCAUCAACGCAGGGAGGGCGACAAUGAAAAGAUACGCGACCAGUCCAAACACAGCUUAAUACGUUAUCGCGUUUGUUCAUGCUGGGUUUUAGAACAACUGCUGGAAACUUAUUUCAUCGCGGCAGUUCCACGAUAAGCGUAUGGUUGAAUGUAGGAGAAGUCGCGCACGGCGCGAGAGCGCGAUAGUGUGGUGGAGUAGGUGCUCUCCCCCGGGUAAAUAUCUGCUUUCUAUUGGGGCUGAAAAUGUAUGUGUAGUGUGUUUGUCAUUGUGUCUUAAAGAAAAUUGCCUCCACAAAGCCGAAUGAAGCGCACGCCGAUGCCAGGCCGAUCUCGGAAAAAAAACGCCACAUUUAUCUAACCCAUAUGAGACAGCUGGGCUUCGCCACAAGAGUGGGAAUUAUCCCCUAUGAUCCUCAGAGGUCACCGCCGCGGUGGCGCAGGUGCCCCGUCCGUCCCGCCUCAGCCAAUGGGGGAGGCUAGGUAAAAGGGGGCGGGGGCCAAAAGUGGCUCCUUAAAUCUCCACCUUCAUUAAUCACACUUUGCAUGCCCGCGGCCCACCGAGCAGUGUGACAGUGACAGCACUGAGAAUGAUUAAUACUUAAUGCAGCGUUUAAGAGAAUGAUUUAUGCCAUCUGUUAGUGGAUGACAUGCCGCAGAAGUCGGCCUCACCACUAACACACACUUGUCAGCAAGGAUUAGGGGAAUGAUACAUAACUUAAUCUCAGGAGCAGCAGGUCACCUCCAAAAUUAGGCUGAUUUUAGACCAUGAACACAAGGGGGGGAGACGCGGGUGCAAAGGGAGGAUAUACAGGGGUGGAUAUGCAUAACCUCGGCGUCGAAUUAAUUGCUGCUGGCCAGGAACGGUCCGCAACUAAUCAGGCACUGUGUUCCUCUGGUAUUAACCCCUAACGCGCAACAGGCUGCCAGGGAGUCAUUACAAACUCAAACCAUCCAUCUAUUUUCUUCCAAUUAUCUAGUUAGGGAGCUCAGCACAUGGGGCCGCGUCCAUGUAUUCCAGGACUUACAGGGAAUUUACAGACUGGACGAGAGACGUAAUCCCCACAUAAAGCUCGGCGUCCUAAUCAGAUGCCUAAUGCCAGCCAUUUGGGAUUUGCUUUCAGUGAGAAGCGGCAUCAUCCGUCUUUCGAGCUUCAUCUGAAUAUCCAGGUUCCUCAGUCUGAGAGUCUAAGAGGAGAUCAUUUUGGUAUCCAUGAACUAAAGAUGAGCCAUAAAUACCUCGGGCGUAGGUUUUAAUUUAUAAUUCAGCAGCGUAUUCGGCAGCACUGUUGGAUACUAAGUAUUAUACAUGCAACAGCUCGAACCAUCCAUCUAUUUUUUUUUUUUUUUUUUUUAAUUGUCAAAUCGGGGAACACAGUUCACUGGAUCCGUGUUUUUCUAGCACUUCCUGAGGCAUUUACAAGAUGGACAGGAACGAGCUCGGUCCGCAUGUCCAGGUUCCUCACUCUGUCUCUAUCAUCUUGGUAUUCAUGAACUGAAAGCGAGCUAACAGCCAUAAAUACCUCCUCUGUAGGUUUUAAUUUAUAGUUCAACAGCAUAUUUCACCCAGUGACAGCCAUUGCCGGUCAGAUAUAUUAUACAUGCACUGGCUUGUCAGCUGGUCAUUACGAACUCAAACCAUCCAUCCAUAUACUUUCUGCUUUAAUUAUGUUAUACUCUAAUUAUCUUCUCCUCGGUAACGGUGUUUACAGUCUUUCAUUUGCUUCAUGCAGCCUGCACGUACCGCUAUUCAUGUGGCACUGAAAACCAGGCGACUACUGAGUGCCGCUACUUUCUUUGAUCACUUGUAUUCACCAUAUAGAAAUUUCCGUCACGGUCUCCAUGUGGUAUCUCGGAAGCCUUUAUGUCACGGAUGAAUUUUUGAGGACGCGUUUGUUGCAUUGUGGCCUCGAAUAAGAAGCUUUUGCAGCUUUAACCCUUUGGGUCCUACGGGUUGAGGGUUGAAUUUGAAGACCAGGUCAACACCUUCUGCCGUUCUUCAUGUUUUUUUUAGUUGUCAGGCUGCCUCCUGCUGGGGAGUGUCAUUGCUAUGGGGUGGGGGCACCUGGUCUGGUCUACAUGUCUACGUAACAUCCAAGGUGGUCAGUGUAAUUUACUUCACCUGUCAGUGGUUUUAAUGUUGUGGCUGAUCGGUGCACUGAACCCAAAAGUGAUACCUUAACUACGAGACAACAGUUAUAGAGAUAAACUCUGUAGCUGCUCUGAUAUGCACCAUUUAUGCGCCAUUUUCCAACUGAGAAGGUUAAAGCAGAUCUUUUUGUCAUUUCUCAGCUUAUACACAUAAGCUGGAGCCAAAAAACACAGAACGUAAUACACACUGCACACAGAACAUGCCAGAUAUUUUAACAAAUAUUCAAGGGGGAAAUAUGAGAUAGAAUAUACAUGUUAGAGGGUUAUUUAAAGGCCAUAAGCUCUAAAAUCAAGGCUGGCUAUUGUACGGUGACGGACAAGUAUCAUCUAAUCUAACGUCUUGAUUGCAAAUGAGGUGCGUUAUCUCUGCCUGCCUCCCCCUCCUCCCCGUCUCUCUGUAACAUUUACAUAUUCAAACAAACUGUCAAAGCUCCAAAACAAACUAUUUGUUAUCCGUCAGAGUUUGCAUGGUUAAAAAUACUCUGCAUCCAAUCUGCAUAAAAUGUAUCAGCAUUCCAUGAGAGAUUACCGGGUUUUCUUCUUCUCUGCUCUACUUCUCUGUUCUUUUACAGUGCGGCGUCGGAUGACAAGGUGAACGCAAGGUUAAUCAGUCGGGUCACUGCUUUGAAUCUUUCUCUUCGGGAAGGUUGCGCUCCGGUUUCCCGUUUGAUGUCGCGUCUGAGAGUUAAUCGACGCGAUCAGUCCCCCAACAACGCUCGGUCCCUGCUUCACUCAAUAAACAGCCUGUCCAAGACUUCACUUCAGAUUACUGUUAACGUUGAACUUUCAUAAAGCCUCUGUUUCCAAACCGGGCUGAAACCCACUGCUGUAUCCAAAUGUGGACAAAAUGUGUCCUUGGGUAUUACUAUUCUUAAACCUAAACCGGGCCCCAGAGAGGGGAUGUUUGUCAGCCACAGACAAGCACAGGCUUGCCCAUCAGCGGAGACGUUCGACUGCAAUGGUGUCCAAGAGCGUGUGCUCUUCAUGCUUUGAUAAAACUGCACAAAACAACCCUGAGUGUUGCAGAGAGGUGCUACGCGAGGUCACUUGUAUGACAAUAUGCAGUCAAACUGGCAGCUUAUUUUUUUAUUACCACCCCCCUCACCCCAAAAAAUCUGUAAUUCAGUUCUUUAAAUGAGAGAAGCAGAUUGCGGAUCUGAA
Molecule: messenger RNA, 7973 nt
Organism: Mugil cephalus (flathead mullet)
Lineage: Eukaryota; Metazoa; Chordata; Actinopteri; Mugiliformes; Mugilidae
Product: transcription factor 7-like 1
Exons: 7
Coding region: 785-1984 (399 amino acids)
Biological process (GO): canonical Wnt signaling pathway; regulation of transcription by RNA polymerase II
Cellular component (GO): beta-catenin-TCF complex
Molecular function (GO): RNA polymerase II cis-regulatory region sequence-specific DNA binding; DNA-binding transcription factor activity, RNA polymerase II-specific
Source: RefSeq, a predicted model, not a curated record